CACACUUGAAACGAGUUGAGGAGCUCAGACAGAGUGAAGAGCGGAGAGAAAUCGUUCUUUAAGUCAUUCCUGCAGAAUUACGCAGCGGUGCCUGAAUGUAACGCGGAGACACGGAACGACAGCGCAGAGCGUUUGAGGUGGACUGGCUGUAAAAAUGUCCAGAUCCACAAAAUCAGCCUCGAGGUCUCGGAGCCGUUCGAGGUCCCGGUCAAGAUCCCGCUCCACCUCACGCUCCAGAAGUUGCUCCAGGUCCCGAUCCAGGAAGCAUCGUUACAGCUCAAGGUCUCGGUCACGGUCAAGAUCUCGUUCUCCAUCUUAUAACCGAGACAAGAAAUAUACAAGAGGAUACCAGAACAACCGGGAGUUCCGAGGCUACCACCGCGGCUUCCGGAGGCCAUACAAUUUCAGGGGCCGAGGACGAGGCUACUUCCCACGUGGUCGCUUUCAGCGUGGUGGUGGGGGUGGUGGCGGCUACAACAACAACAACUUCCGCCCAAACUGGAAGAACUACAAGCAGCACCCUCAAAAGCAACAGCAACCACAACAGCAGCAACAACAACAACAACAACAACAACAACAGCAGCAGCAAAACUAUUCUAGAGGGCGAGGGAGAUGGCCCAAUUUCCAGAAACGCUCAGGGAGCCCCCCUCAUGGCAACUCUCACCGCUCUGACCGAUCCUCCUCGCCAUUAUCCAGACUUUCUCAGCAUUCUUCUUGCUCCUCACACUCAUCCUCUCCCAAAUGCAGACCAGCCUUGUCGCUGGCUAAUCAGAACUCCAAAGAUGUGAAAGAGAACUCAGCCUCAAAGGAGGUAGGAGGGGAGGAUAGGGGUCCAGUGGAGCUUGUCGAGGUGUUGGCAGGAGAUGCAAAAGAAGGAGCAGAUAGUGAGAAAAAUGAGGGGAGCUGGCAGGGCCUGACAGACUGCAGCAGCAGUCCAAAGAGAGCCGGUUCUCUGGCAAAUUCUGCUGUUAUUGCUGGUCAGAGCAGCCAAACUACAAACCAAUCUGCCCCCACUAAAAACACAAAUGACACCAGAAAUGGUGCCCCUUCCUGGCAGAUGGUGUGUAGUUCAUCCUCUGCAAAAAAAACCUCACAUGAAGGUCUGAAUCCAAUGCUUUCCAGCUUUGACUUCUUCUCCACUGAGGAAUACCUGGAUGGAGAUAAAUCAGCCAUCUCCAUUGCUUUCAGAAAGUUUCUGGAGGAGCAAAAUAAGAAAGCUGCGUCUAACUUGGAAAACGGCAAAAAUGCAGAGACAAAUGAUGUGGACAUGGAUCAGGGGAAAGUAAAUGGCAAAGCAUCAGUCAUUAACACUGACUCUGUGUCAAGGAAGUACAAAGGGGACAUUGACGGUGAAGUGUCCCUGACCAGCUUCCUGAAAACGUCUCCCUUUCUGUCUGCUGAUGGGGAGGAAGAGGAGGAGAUGGUCAUCAAGCCUCAUUCAAAGUCACUCCAAAAAGAAUGGCACAAUGGGGAUGAGUCCUCUAAGCUAAAUAGCCAGGUCAGUCAAUCAGCCCGGGAGCUGUUUGAAGAGUGCUUUGGCAAAUGGAAGAAUGUGACCUAUUCACAGGUGGCUAACAGUGACCUUGAUGCCAUGGCAGAGGAGAUAUAUCUUAGUCGAAAGCAAGAUAAGGCCUCAGCCUUUGCAGCUGCCCUCGCCAAGAGGGAGUUGGCAGGAAAACUUGACAAACUCUCCCCAGACAGGAAUUGUAAAGCCAGGAAGAUGGCUAAAUCUCCCUCUGUCCCAUCUCCUACACUUCCACCCAAGAGGAACUCUGACAGAGAGAUGUUUAUGGUCAGGGGAGAGGACUCAUCUUUCGCAUCCUCAAGAAAACACGAAGCAAAAUUUAAUAUCAAAAUGGAUUUUCUUGGAGAUACUCUGCUAAGCUCUUCAGAUAUUUUAGCUGAGGAGCGACAGUUGUCUCAGGAUCUCGUGCAGUCUUCAAAGAAGGAUCAGGAGUUUCGCUCCAUCUUUCAACAUGUUCAGGCUGCUCAGUUUAACAGAAGUCCCUCUGAGCUGUUUGCUCAGCACAUAGUCACCAUCGUUCACCACAUUAAAGCUCAGCACUUUCCAUCUUCUGGCAUGACUCUUAACGAUCGAUUCACCAUGUACCAAAGACGAGCUGCAGAGAAGGAAAUGAUGAAGCCAAGAAAAAGCCCAGAGAUACACAGAAGAAUUGAUGUUUCUACAAGUGCUUUUAAGAAACACUCUCAACUUUUUGAGGCGAUGAAAAGCUCAGACGAUGGCACUUACAAGGAUGGUGGGGGGAAAAUAAAGGGUGACCCAAUGGACCUUCGUUUGGAUAUUGAGCGGCGUAAAAAAUAUUCCAUCCAUGAAAAAGAUAAUAAUCAGGAUCGGGUACGAGAUAUGGGAGAUUCCCCGAAUUCUAGCCGAGAGAGAUCCAUGGAAAAGUUCUCCAAAUGCCACAAGAGAUCAGGGAAAAGUAAGAAGAAGCGCUCUCGCUCACGUUCAUCCUCGUCUUCCUCAUCAAGAAAAUCCCAACAAGAAGGAGAUUUGCCCCUUAACAAGUCUGAUCCCAAAGAUGAAGGCUUUAAUAAAGCCCAGCUGAGUCAAGGGGAGUCACCGGGGUCUGAAAGAGGAAGGCCACAUGGAUUUCAAGUAAGAAUUCGGGGAAGGGGCUGGAACAGAGGCAAUUGUCAAGGGAUCAGUUCACAUAGUAAUGCCAUAAACAUGGUAGCACAACAAAAAACUGAAGGCUGGGAACCAGAGUACACUCCCAAAAGCAAACAAUACUAUCUGCACGACGACAGAGAUGGGGAGGCAGACUGCAAGUGGAUGGACAAUCAAGGGCGAGGAAGCUUCUCUCGUGGAAGGGCACGUUUUAUUAUCCGCAAAGCCACCGGGGGUUCCAACACCAACAACCCCAGAUGGGCCCAUGACAAAUUCCAGGUCAAUGGAGGGAAAGGUGGUUCACAGGAAGAGGAAACAGGGCAGGACCGUAAUGAGGGAGAAAUAGAUGGAGAGAAUGGUUGAGCCUUGAAGCAGUCUGAUGAAAAUCUUGACGGUCUUCUAUGUUGUUGCAGGAUCUGACACAGUAAUUUUAUCUACCACAGAGGAUCAGUAAAUACAGAUUCAAAUGUUUUAAGGCUGUAUAUUGGGAUACUUACUUCACUUGCACACAACCUUUCCCUAUAUUAGCUACAGCUUGUCACUAGAAGAAGCACUGUUUGAAGGGUGAAAUGCUGUUUCUCAUGAAAAUCCUCAACUGUAUACUUCAUGUUUCUUUCUUUUUAUAAACCGACUUUUUCUUUGCAUCAGCACAAAUUAUUGCAUCGAAGAUCAUAUCAACUUGUGCCACAUAAUGAUGACAAUGAGUUCAAUUCUCCCAAAAUUUGUGUGAAAAAAAGCAGGCAUGUUGUUUUGAGCUGUGUCUUGUGUGGAUGACAAUGACAGCAAUAAAUACACUGUAGUUUAUGUUAACAAAAAAAAUAUCACUGUUUAGCUGACUCAGCACGCGACAGAUGACCCCGAUUUGAUGGUGGGACCAAACUGUACGGGGUCAAAGGUUAAGCUCUAUAGUCUUUCAUCAUGUAACAUCCAACAGGUCUACUGUACUAGCUGAGAGCAUAGGAUAGGCCUACUGUUACUAAGUUAACUAUCUUAACAUUUAACAUUUUCAUGAAACAUUUCUGCUAUCUGAGAUUUCUACCCUUUACAGUGGCUGUGUGCUUGAUCUUCAGUACCACUAAUCGGUUCAUAAUAUUUAUAUUGAUUUUAGUUUCUUUUCAGAGAUAUUCUUUGCUGUUUGUGGACCUUGCUAGACAGGAUUAAGACUUAGUAAUGUCAAGGAGAAUGUGUUGUUAUUGCAAUAGAUUUUUAUGUGAUUUUUAUUUGGCUGAACCGCAAACUUUCUUCUUUACUCAGUUGCGUAAAUUGUGUGCAAAAAUGUCAACGAGUGAUAGAAAAGAUCUAGAAUUCAGAGAAUAGUUAGAGAAAUACGGAGCAGUUUAUAUGAUGUGACAAUUAUGUCUACUAAUUUCUUAUUUGCCCAUAAUCAGUGAAUUGAAUUGCACAAUUUGUGCCUUACCACGGUUGCUCUGGUCUUAUUUGUACAAUGCAGGCCUUCAGAUUGAAAUUGAAAUUCAAUUGUUUAAAGCUUACUUGCUUAGAAAAUAAUACUCUUUUUAAAUAGGUACUGUUGCCAUCUUUUUUCUCAGAGAUUGUAAAUUAAAG
This is a messenger RNA of Paralichthys olivaceus (Japanese flounder), 4192 nucleotides long. It is a transcript of the gene thrap3a, whose product is annotated as thyroid hormone receptor associated protein 3a. Gene Ontology annotation, biological process: positive regulation of transcription by RNA polymerase II. The record is from RefSeq and is a predicted model, not a curated record. NCBI's taxonomy places the organism in Eukaryota, Metazoa, Chordata, Actinopteri, Pleuronectiformes, Paralichthyidae. Gene Ontology annotation, molecular function: DNA binding; transcription coregulator activity. Gene Ontology annotation, cellular component: mediator complex.